Messenger RNA from Macrosiphum euphorbiae (potato aphid), 354 nucleotides. NCBI's taxonomy places the organism in Eukaryota, Metazoa, Arthropoda, Insecta, Hemiptera, Aphididae. The record is from the annotation of a GenBank genome assembly.
AUGAGUGACAGCUACCAACUUGAAAGAGUCCAACGCAAGUUUCUGAAGUGGCAUCUAACAUUUUAUCAAUUGAUUGUCCUCCUCAUGACUAUAAUCCAGUACUUUUCCACCUUGAUUUGCCGGCUUGAUAGGAAAGUUCAAACAAACAUAUCAUUUUUGACAAAACAGAUUGAUGGUCGAAUUGACUCACCUAUUCUUUUAAACAAACUUAAUUUUAGAAUCCCAGUUUUUAAUUGCCUUGAUGAUUUUCCCUUCCAUAUUCCCUUUGGUUUUGUGAAUUAUUUGCGAAACAGUAAUAUGUCACUUAUGAUGAGAUUAGCGAACAAGGAUCCAUCAUUUCUAUUGGGGGACUAA